Messenger RNA from Lytechinus variegatus (green sea urchin), 1445 nucleotides. Its product is annotated as protein starmaker-like. The record is from RefSeq and is a predicted model, not a curated record. Lineage: Eukaryota; Metazoa; Echinodermata; Echinoidea; Temnopleuroida; Toxopneustidae. Bases 1 to 1416 code for a protein of 471 amino acids. The transcript is spliced from 6 exons.
AUGGAUGAUCUUAAUGGAACACAACUUCAUGGCCUUCACAACCACUAUCAGCAAAUGAAGCAAAAUAUGGGUUUUCAGGAUAACCUCUCGAUGAAGCUGGUCAGAGAGUCAAUGGCUGACUACAUAAUACAGAGGGUCCAUGGCUACCAGGCUUCCGAUGAUGACGAGGAUGAUAGCGAACAAGAACGGGAAGCGAAUCCAGCGCAGGAGAGGGCAGCCAGGAUAGCUAUGAUCAAAAACAAAUCAUUCACCACCAAAGGACAGGGUACCAGCUCCCAGCGUCACCUACAAGAGGCUGCCACCUCCGCCUCGGAGAUGGACGAGAAGCCCUCACCGUCUCCCGACAAACCUGGAAGGCGGGGCAGGAAGAGAAUGAAGAAGACACGAGGGAGAAAGAGGACGGCGAGGGAUCGACCAGCCACCGAGAUAGAAAAGAAGAAAGCCUGGUCUAUUCUACCAAUGAGGAGGUUGAUUGAUGUGGACGAGGAGAAGGAGGAAGAUCGUGAUGAAGAUUCUGAUUCUGAGCAAGACAGAAAGAAGAGAAAAUCGCCACAAAAAUCAGCUUCAAAGAAAGACGCAAAAGGAAAAAAGAGCUCACAGAAGAAAGGAGACAAGGGGAAGGACAAAAAGAUGAAGAAAAAGAAGAAGAGGAAGAGGCGUCAGAAAUCUGAGACGGACGGGUCAACAGCAGAAACCUCAUGGGAUGAUAAAAGCGAGGUCACCGGAAGCGCAACAUCCGGUACGGAGACCGAGUCAUCCCCACGGAAACGGCGAGGUCGGAAGAGGAAGCGAGGGUCGUCUCAAAGCGGGGCUGAGGAGAGUAGUGAUGGGAGGAAGAAGGGGAGUGUGUCAGACUCUGAUCGGCUGAAAGAUGGGUCCUUUGAGAGUGAGGAGCUGGGGACUUCCCCUAUAAAGGGGAAAUCCCCCAAUAAGGGGAAAUCCCCCAUAGGACAGACUUCACAGAUUUCCUUCUACGACUCUGACGAUGCUGUGACAGGUGCGAGGAGCGAGGAUGAGGAGUUUACCUCUCUGAAGCGGAAGAGACGGGGGCGACCCAAGAAGUCGGUCAUGCCAGAAGAAGACAUAUGGAGUACACUUGGAAAUAUGAACCAUCAUCAGGAUGGUUGGGUCAGUGAUGGUGGACCCAGCUCCGGUGUCCAUGUUGACUUCAGUAGAGACGGAUCGGAAGCUGCGAAGAGAUCGCCACCUAAGAAAAUAUUGCUCGGUGUGAAAAAGACACCACGGAAGGACUCGCCUGUGCAGGGAUCUGGGAAGGGAGUGACUGUUCAAGAUGGGAAGGGGUUGGAGAAACCACAGGAGGAGAAGAGGAAACGAGGAAGGAAGCCGAAGGGUGCGGUAGAGGAAUCCCCAAGGAAAUCAUCAAGACCAAGAAAGGUGGUCAAGUAUGAGACAUGAUCACUUUACUUGUAAAGGAUGGACUUGUA